Molecule: messenger RNA, 5072 nt
Organism: Cephus cinctus (wheat stem sawfly)
Lineage: Eukaryota; Metazoa; Arthropoda; Insecta; Hymenoptera; Cephidae
Product: toll-like receptor Tollo
Exons: 1
Coding region: 494-4396 (1300 amino acids)
Biological process (GO): signal transduction
Molecular function (GO): protein binding
Source: RefSeq, a predicted model, not a curated record
GCCACGCCGCCAGACACAAACGGGUGCGAGACCGUCGACAGAAUUCGGAACCGAUCGGUCAGUCAGUCGCGCUCCGAGCUUUGCGGGAGAAUGUUGUUCGCUCCCUUAGGUCGUCGUUGUAUCACGCGUCUGCUGGAGAGCCAGUAACACUUGAACUUAAAAGAUACGUUAGAGCGAUACAACAGAUGACUUUGCAGUGAGAGUGAAGAAGAGUUUCGGAAUAAUUUUCAAAAAUCGUACGACCGAGACCUUCGGUUGGAAUUUAAUACAUAUUUUACUUUGUGAUUCGGAUAUCUGUCGAGUUCAGUUGUUGUUGCGUUUUGUAUUGUGUCGUAAGUGCGAUUUAUUGAAAGCGGGUUUAUUCGAUCGUGACGAGAGUGCGUCGAGCCUGACGGUGGUGCGAAGACUUACUAUGAGUGCGUGACGCAAGGAGUAUACCGGUUAAUGUCAAUUGGUGCGAUAACCUGGUCCGGUGAAGAUCUUGACAGUCGGGAUGGAGUCCUACGGUGGUACCUUAGCCCUUGUCCUGGCGAUGCUGCUCGUCGCCGGGAACGUAAAUUCUCGAAGUAUAACAACAUUGGAGGCUCCGCGAGGAUGCGAAUGGAAGAAAGAGGCCGACGACAAGUCGCUGGUCUGCCGAUUGAGAACUAUCGCGAACGCACCAUCGCUGGUCGGCAAUCUAUCCAGCAUCCAAGCGGAUUCCAUAACGUCCCUCGGACUGGAAUGCAGCGACGUGCUCUUCUUCGAGAGUCAAUUGGCACCGAAUGGAUUCCUAGCGCCCUUGCCGAAGCUCCAGAAGCUCCGUGUGGAUUACUGCAAGAUACGUCACCUGCCCGGUGGAAUUUUCGCGUCGGUCAACAAUCUCAGGAAGUUGUCGCUGAGGACGCACAACAGCGAUUGGUCGGCCAUGACCUUGGAACUGCAUAGAGACGCGCUACGUGGACUGUCCGAAUUGCGAUAUCUCGAUCUUGCCGAUAACAACCUCUGGACGCUGCCCCAGGAAUUGCUGUGUCCCGUUCAGAGUCUGGCCAGUCUGAAUCUGACGCGCAACAAGUUACAGGACGUGGUGUCCCUUGGUCUUGCUGAUUGGAGCACACCCUGCACCCCGAAUCUCGAGACUCUCGAUGUAAGCAGCAACGAUCUCGGAGCGUUACCCGAUCGUGCACUGAGCGGUCUGCGCAGUUUGACCAUGCUCAAGUUACAGGACAACGCUAUAGCUGCCGUGGGUGAUCAUGCUUUGGCAGGACUGGGAGCCCUUCAAUCGCUCAACGUUUCCAGCAACAGAUUGGUGGCACUGCCGCCCGAGCUGUUCGCCAAGACCAGGGAUCUGCGCGAAUUGAUACUCAGCAACAACUCGCUCUCCGUGCUCGCUCCCGGUUUGCUCGAGGGUCUGGAACAGCUGCAAGUGCUGGAUCUGAGCUCCAACAAGCUCAGCAGUCGCUGGGUUAACCGCGACACUUUUACAAGAUUGGUCAGACUGGUCGUGCUCGAUCUGUCCUUCAACGCGCUGACGCGUAUCGACUCUCACGUCUUCAAGGGAUUGUUCAGCCUUCAGGUGCUCAAGCUCGAGCACAACGAGAUUGACACGUUGAGCGACGGUUGUUUUGGCUCGCUGAGAAAUCUUCAUUCGCUGACGCUGUCGCACAACAAGAUUUCCAGGUUGGACCCGACCCAUACAAUGGGCCUGGGUGCUCUAGGACAAUUGUUUCUGGACAGCAAUAAUCUUCGCGUCGUUCAUCCACGUGCAUUCGCCAAUCUUACCGAUCUCCGAGAUCUCUCACUGAGCGGGAAUUCUCUUAUGGACGUGCCCGAGGCAGUGCGCGAGCUCAGAUCGCUCAAUACUCUCGAUCUUGGGAACAAUCAGGUCUCUAGAAUUGAUAACGAGUCAUUUGCUGGUCUGAAUGAGCUCUAUGGAUUGAGAUUAGUGGAUAACAAGCUCGAGAACGUGUCCCGCGAGGCCUUCGCCUCUCUUCCGGCUCUACAGGUACUGAAUUUGGCUAGUAACUCAAUUCGCCACGUGGAGCAGAGUGCUUUCGCCAGCAACCCAAUGCUACGUGCCAUCAGACUCGACGGCAAUCAGUUGACUGAUAUUCGCGGCGCUUUUACGAGUCUGUCCACCCUAGUUUGGCUAAACGUUUCGGACAAUAAGUUAUUGUGGUUCGACUAUAGCCACUUGCCGGCGAGCCUCGAGUGGCUGGAUAUGCACGCGAAUCAAGUGAACGAACUCGGGAAUUAUUAUAUGGUGCGGAAUAAUUUGCGAAUUAAAAACUUGGACGCGAGUUUCAAUCUCAUUACGGAUAUAUCCGACGCCAACGUGCCGGACAGCGUCGAGACGCUUUAUCUGAACAAUAAUAAGAUACGUAGCGUCGCCGCGGGUACGUUCUUGCAGAAGACCAAUCUCGAGAAGGUCGUUCUUUAUGGGAACGAAAUAAAGCAUCUUGAGGUUGCAGCGCUGGGCCUUCAGCCGGUGCCCGCUGAACGUGAACUGCCAAUGUUUUAUAUCGGGGACAAUCCAAUAUUUUGCGACUGCACGAUGGAGUGGCUGCCGCGUAUCAACGAAUUGGCACGACUGCGUCAGCAUCCAAAAGUCAUGGACCUGGACUCGGUCACCUGCGAAAUGGCGCACGCACGGGCUGCGCCUAAACGGCCAUUGCUGUCUUUGAAGCCCAGAGACUUUUUGUGCCGCUACGAGACGCAUUGCUUCGCUCUAUGUCAUUGCUGCGACUUCGACGCCUGUGACUGCGAGAUGACCUGUCCCGACAAUUGUUCUUGUUAUCACGAUCACAUCUGGUCCAGCAAUGUCGUGGAUUGCUCGAACGCCGGUUACAAGCACGUUCCCGAGCGCAUUCCCAUGGAUGCCACGGAAAUCUAUCUGGAUGGGAACGAACUUGGUGACCUGGGCAGUCAUGUGUUCAUCGGGAAGCGUCGUCUGGAGGUGCUGUACCUGAACAACAGUGGAAUCGCUGCUCUUCACAACAGGACGUUCAACGGUGCUGGAGCAUUGCGAAUACUCCAUCUCGAAGGCAAUGCGCUACGUGAACUAAGAGGAUUCGAGUUCGACCAGUUGGAGAGGGUGUCCGAAUUGUAUUUGGAUCAUAAUGCAAUAGCUACGGUCGGCAAUACAACGUUUAACAAGAUGAAGAAACUUGAGGUCCUCAGAUUGGACAGUAACCGAAUUGUGGACUUUAGACCUUGGGAGGCCCUGGCCGGCGCCGGUGCCGGCGCCAGGGUGGCUCUCGAGGGCAACGCCUGGAGCUGCGAAUGUGCCAAUGCUGCUAGACUCAGGACCUGGCUGGCAGAGCAUCGGGGUGAUCCCGAGAAGAUGUACUGCCGGGACGGUGCCGAGACCCUGGCACAGGCUAUGGAGCGUUGCGGGGACCCGGCAACGGAGGCUGUGAGUCGCGGUGCCCAGGACAGUCCUCUUUUGGGAGGUAACUUCGUACCUUUACUGGCCGGCGCACUGGUGGCCGUGAUAGCCGUGUGUCUCUUCGUCGCCCUGGCAUUCGCGUUUCGUCAGGAUGUCAGACUCUGGGCCCAUGCACGCUACGGGCUCAGGUUAGGCAAGGUGACGCCACCACCGGACGAGGAAAGGGACCGUCUUUACGACGGGUACAUCGUCUACAGCGGCAGGGACGAGGACUUCGUCUCCAGGUGUCUAGCUGCUGAGCUGGAGCAGUCAGGACUGGCUCUCUGUCUCCACUGGCGCGAUCUGCCGCCGGCCAGGCCCCAGGAAGCCGUACCUCCAGCAGCGGCAGCGGCAAGGCGCAUCCUCAUAGUCUUCUCGCCGGUUUUCCUAGCUGGGGAAUGGCAGCAUCCGGAGUUCAGGGCCGCGCUCAGGAGUGCCCUGGAAAGUAUCAGGCCUGGUUCCCGCAGGAGGAGGGUCGUCCUGUUAUUAGCCACGGAGCCUCCGGCAUGCGACCCGGAACUCCAGCUUCUUCUCCAGACCUGCACGGUCAUCGUCUGGGGCGAGAAGCGCUUCUGGGAGAAGCUCCGCUUCGCCAUGCCGGACUCUGCCGACAAGAGGCGCGAUAGCAAGAAAGUCACCAAUGACAGGAACAGGGUCCCUGCCAGGUAUACGGCAGCACCGUCGGCCGCUGACUCCUGGACCAAACCGAACGGCGUCCUGGUCGCGCCCGUUCACGCACCCACACCGACUCCCACCCAGUCAACCUAUGUUAGUUCGGCAUCCAGUCGCACCGAGGACGAGGACAGCGGUGCUGAGCAUCAACAUCAGCAUCACGGAGGCUACAGUGCUCUUCAUACCAGCACUGCGCGUCCUGCUAGCUUAUCGUCCAGGGGUAGUCAUUUAUACAGUACUAUACCGGAACCACCGGUACCCACUGCGCCACCGUCCGGUACGCCUCUGCCGGCCAACCCGCGUACUUACUUCGUUUAGUUCCUCGCCGCGAAAUGCAGAAAUCGGCCGUGACGGAGUCGCGCAGGCGCAAGGUUAGUUGCGACUGUAAAAAUGUAUUUUUUUUGUCUUCUUCUUCUCCGUUGUCACUGUAUUCUUUGUUUAGCAUUCUUUGCUCGGUACAGAGUUCGCAUUUACAUAGUGUAGGAAAGACGAGGUGUUUUUUUUCUUCAAAUUCGAUCAUUUUAUGAUUUCACUUAAUCAAACGAAGCAGACGACUCUCUACACGCGACUCUCAUUCGUAGAUUUUGGUUUGGCCGAUUUUUUCAUCAUUGUCGAUUCGAUCCUUCGUUAUUCGGCAUUAAGACUUGUCGCGCGGGAUAUCUCGUUCCUACAGACUGCUGACUUGUCGAACGCGACUGUCACUUAACGCUUAUUAGGCUAUAAGAAAAUUCUCUGUACAUAAUGUAUCUACUUUUGUAAAUACGUGUCACUCAGACUUCAUCGAGCGCAGCGAUUUAAUUGUAUUACUGGCAAACUGGAUACGUGUUUAAAAUUACGACUAGGAAUUUAUUAUUACUAUAUUAUUAUAUUGUUGUAAAUACGCCCAUCGAAUCACCUAACGCAUUUUAUUCACGAACUAUUAUAUUAAAUUAAAUAAUAUUACAAGUACCAAGACGAAAAUUGAGAAUAAAUACGUUUCUUUUGUAUAAAAUAA